UGCCGCCUCUUCAACGCUAGCUUCUCAAAUCUGCCCUACUCCAUAGAUUCGUUUCCGAGAAGACCGAUAGCCACACUUUCACCGAGCGUCUGGGGCAGAAGGAUGGAUCCACAGAGCUCCCCGCCACCGCGAUCGCCGGCGUCUCGUCGUCGAAGAAUGGAAGCGGGGACAGACGCCCAGCCUGCGUCGCCGCUGUCGGCCAAGGACUGGUCGGAGCUGCCUCUGGACGCCCUCUCGUCGGUCUUCGCCAAGCUCGGCGCCGUCGAGGUCCUCAUGGGCGCGGGCCUCGUGUGCCACUCGUGGCUCGACGCGGCCAAGGUGCCAUACCUGUGGCGAUCUGUGGACAUGUCGCGCCACAAGCUGGUGGAAGAGAUGGACGGAGAUGUCUUGUGCGCUAUGGCGAAGGUGGCCGUGGACCGCUCCGGUGGGCAACUGAAAGUGUUCGUGGGGAAGGGGUUUGUCACUGAUGAGCUCCUCAAGUACAUAGGGGACAGGUCGCCAUCUCUGAAGGGCCUUGGCCUCAUAUCCUGCAGGGGUGUCUCCAACGAAGGAUUCACCGAGUUCAUUACAAAGUGCCCUCUGCUACAUGACCUGUUGCUUGCGGUGUGUCCAAACAUCUGGGGCCGCGACGUCUAUGAGGCUACCGGCAAAGCAUGCCCGCAGCUGAAGCGUUUCGGUCUGCGCAAAGAUUUGUUUGAGUGGUUCCUCAUCAACAACACCAUGCCGAUUGGAGAAGCCCUGGGGAUCGCGGCAAUGCGCGAGCUGCGAAGCCUCAGGCUCAUCGAGACUGAAGUCACCAAUGACGAGCUGGUGGCUGUCCUCGACAGCUGCCCUCACCUGGAGCUUCUCUGCCUGCGUCGCUGCUACAGCAUCUCGGUUGACGGCACCCUGCGGGAGAAGUGCGCCGGGAUAAAGGAGCUGACGUUUGCUGAUUUAGUCUUCCAUCAAGAGUUUGACCCCACCGACUGCGAUCGUGAUUUCGAUUAUGGGUCUGACUGAAAUGUGUUGGGUCUGAGAGGAUCAUCGUAUAUGUCUGGUAUAUGCUGGUUAUUGUGAUGCUUGUGAAGACUAUAAUGCUACCUUAUGACGCACUAAAGCACUUGUUAUGCGUUCCAUCGGUCUCCUCGGCCUUUGGAUUGGCGUCCGUGUGGUGAAGUAAUUGAUUUGCUUAUAUUGAAUCUUGUCGUACGUUGAACAGUUAAACAAUGUCGCCUGGAAAA
This is a messenger RNA of Phragmites australis (common reed), 1220 nucleotides long. RefSeq names its product putative F-box/LRR-repeat protein 23. The record is from RefSeq and is a predicted model, not a curated record. Gene Ontology annotation, molecular function: protein binding. The coding region runs from base 103 to 999 and encodes 298 amino acids. The transcript has 3 exons. Lineage: Eukaryota; Viridiplantae; Streptophyta; Magnoliopsida; Poales; Poaceae.